CUUUUCCAGAGUGGGCUUUGUCGUCAUCGCCUACUUUAUGAGUCCCGUAGAUGGCCGCGGGUUACUUGUUUUUCCUGCGUCUUACUGCUCACCCAAGAGUAAACCUAUUCCCAGAUAACGCCGGUGCACAGAUGCUCGCUCCACUUUGGAAUUAGCAUGUUUGUCCGUGAGCCCUUUUGCAUAAGUGCAAACAUGAUUUGCUGUGCAACUAAAGACACCUGGUGCACCACGUCUUUAAUCACUCGGAGCUGGUUGUUGCUCAUCACCGAUGGGUCAGUGAUAGGUGUUUUCUCAACCUACAUCAAAGAAGGAAGGGCUAUUCUGAACAAGGAAGAAAGAACACAGAAACUAACAUCCUACACGGGCAGACUAACAGGUAAGGAGUAUUCUGGUAGAUAAAAAAAAAAACACAUGUUCAAGGUGAAGGGAUAAAGCUAGUACUGUGUUUCACAUGGUUUAACAAAUUAGAACACUAAACAUUUAAAUGAAAACAACUAGUAAACCUACUAAUGUAAGAAUGAUAACAAAACAUAAUUGUUUCAACAGUCAGAAGAUGAAUAGUUCCCGUUCAGACGUCUGUUGUGCCUUUGAUUCUCCCAUCCUGGACCGGGUUCUGCCUCCAGUUCUGAUCCUGGAGUUCGUGUUCGGAUUAUUGGGGAAUUUCUUGGCUCUGUGGAUGUUCACCUUCUACAUGGACACGUGGAAGCCCAACUCCGUGUACCUCACCCAUCUAGCGGUUGCGGACUCCGUCGUACUGUUCUGCCUUCCCUUCAGAGCGGACUACUACUGGCGUGGGAAGGACUGGAUCUACGGUGACAUCCCGUGCCGCAUACUGCUCUUCCUGCUGGCCGCCAACCGUGCGGCGGGGAUCUUCUUCCUCACAGCCGUGGCCGUCGACCGAUACCUCAAGAUCGUCCGCCCGCGGAACCCCAUCAACCGCCUGGGCCUGGGCUACGCUUUGUGGGUCUCAGUCGGCCUGUGGGGGUUGAUUUUUCUGGCCACCGGGUAUCUUCUCGCCAGCGAGCACUUUUUCUACAACAGCAACCGCACACAGUGCGAGAGUUUCAACAUCUGCAUGGGCGUCACGCCUCUCUCCAUCUGGCACAACGCCUUCUACGUCAUCCAGUUUUUCCUGCCGACCGCCAUCGUGGCGUUCUGCACCAUCAGAAUCACCUGGCAGCUGAGAAACAGGACUUUGGACAAACGGGGGAAGAUCAAGCGCGCCGUUCAGUUCGUCGCGGCCGUGGCCCUCAUCUUCAUCACCUGCUUUUUCCCCAGCACCAUGUCUCGCAUCGCCGUGUGGAUCCUAAAGGUGUGGUAUGACGAAUGCAGACAUUUCGAAGAGGCCAACCUGGCGUUCUACACGACCGUGUGCUUCACCUACUUCAACAGCGUCCUCAACCCCGUCGUGUACUAUUUCUCCAGUCCGUCGUUCAGCGGCUCCUUCAGAAAGGCGCUGAACAAACUGCGGGGAAGGAGCGACGACAAGGAGCCGACGCAGUCGACCGACAGCAACUUUUCCACUGUUGACGGUGACGGCAUCUGAAACCACUGGACGGGGGAAACGGCAAUGAGUGAAAACGUUUUUUACACGUUUAUAGCUGUAAUAAAAGGCAGAAAAGAUUUUAAAAAAUAAAAUAAAUAAGUAGCGCACCUCA
Molecule: messenger RNA, 1658 nt
Organism: Xiphophorus couchianus (Monterrey platyfish)
Lineage: Eukaryota; Metazoa; Chordata; Actinopteri; Cyprinodontiformes; Poeciliidae
Product: hydroxycarboxylic acid receptor 3-like
Exons: 2
Coding region: 485-1546 (353 amino acids)
Biological process (GO): G protein-coupled receptor signaling pathway
Cellular component (GO): membrane
Molecular function (GO): G protein-coupled receptor activity
Source: RefSeq, a predicted model, not a curated record